AUGAGAAAGAAAGAUCUCUUGCUCAAGAAGAGAGACGAAGAGGAAAGAGAGAGGGAAAAACUGUUCUUCCAGCAGGAGAUGGCUGAGAACGCAAGAGAGGAGCUGAAGGCCCACUCUACAGAAGGAAACAGAACUCUGCCUCAAAUUAAAAGAAUCCGAAAUAUGAAUCAGUUGCUUGAUUUGGAAAACGAAGAGUUCUGUAGGAUGAAUGAAGACCUUAGGAACGAUUUACUUGAGAAAGAGAAGGAAGUCGACCUUCUGAAAGAAUCCCUCAACCUUAAAACUAAGGAAUUGGAGGAAGGUCACGACAAACGGGAAAUAAUGAAGAGAAUAUUGGAGGAAACUGAAGAGGAUAACUCUUCUCUCCAAGAAAAACUGAGGCUCGCUGAAAAAGAGAACGUAAGUAUCCAGCAGGAUGUCCUGAUUAUGCAGGACGAAAAUCAAAAGCUCCAGUCACUUCUCAGCCAAGCAGAAUCUGUGGCCAUCUUGACAAAUGAAAUCUUAAACGCUGAGAAAACAAGUCAUGAGUUACUAGGAGACGAGCUUCAAGUCAUGAAGAACUGGGUGGCUGAACUAGGCGGAGAAAACGCCAAUAUGAAAGGAGAAUUAAAAGAAAAGACACUGGACAUAAUGUUACUAGAGAAAUCAUUAGAAACUGAGAGACAAAAUAACAAUACUCUGCAGGAUGCUCUCCAUCGUCUGAAAGAAAUAGAGAACUUGCUGGAAGAAGCGAAGAAAAGAAAGAGGGAGAAAGAUGAGGAGGUCGAGAGGCUGCAGAAAGAUAAUGAAGUCUAUCGAGAGCAGGUACAUAAAAACAGCCUCUUAGUUAAGGAGAAGGAAGACGUAGAGAUUAAAAUGAAAAGGCAAUAUCAGGAGAACCUGAGGCAAAAGAACAGAGAAGCAGAGGAGCAGCAUAAACGGGAGAAUCAAAUCCAGGAAAAAAUGGAAAUCGUCCUCCGUCAAAAGCAGAGCCUGGAAUGCUUGCUGGAUUGUAAAGAAAAAGAUAUCAUCUCUUUGAAGAACAAGGAGAGUGAAGCCCAGCUGGAAGUGCAGCGACUUCUCAAGGACUGCGAUAUGCUGAAAGAAAAGAUUCAGCUACAGGAGCAGAAUAGAAUGAGAGAAGAAAAGCGUCUCAGGGAACAGCUAAGAACACAGGAGGAGGCUUUGAGGGAACAUGACAAAUACAUGCUGAUGAUGUUUCUACAUGGGACUGCUCAGAGGAAUUUCCAGCUAGAACACAUUGCGCUGGAACAUGGAGAUGAUAUUGGAAUUGAAGGGAAGCGAGAAAAGUGCACAGAAGGAACAUAG
Molecule: messenger RNA, 1308 nt
Organism: Macrobrachium nipponense
Lineage: Eukaryota; Metazoa; Arthropoda; Malacostraca; Decapoda; Palaemonidae
Product: myosin-11-like
Exons: 1
Coding region: 1-1308 (435 amino acids)
Source: RefSeq, a predicted model, not a curated record